This is a messenger RNA of Prorocentrum cordatum, 1620 nucleotides long. NCBI's taxonomy places the organism in Eukaryota, Dinophyceae, Prorocentrales, Prorocentraceae. The record is from the annotation of a GenBank genome assembly.
AGCAUAGCCAUUUUGUCAGGCUUGCCAACGUGCGUGGCUUUUGGCAGGCGGCGCCCUGCUUUCUCUCUCUUCUCCUCCUGCGGCCCCCCCAUGGUCGUCGCCGAGCGGCUCGGCACUGUCGCAGGACACGUUCGCGCUGGGCGGGCGGUUGCGUUGUCGGUCGAGGCGCAGCCUGGCGAUGGUUUUAAGUUCAAGAUUGUGGUCCAGGCUGCCCCUGGUAUCAUUGGCCCCUCGGCCCAUGGCCACAUCUUGCAACGGCUGCGCGCCGUCCAGGAGCUUGCCAAUAACGUGAUCACGGUCGACCGCGGGCACGUGUUCAGCAAUGGCAUCUGUGAGGUCUUGCGAUGGCUUCGCCCCCGGCCUGGUGGCGUUGGUGACGCCGCUCCUCGGCCUGAUGACGUUGGCGACGGCGAAGAUGAUGACCGCGGCGGCAGCCCUAGACGGCGACGGCACCGACAUGGCGAGCCUGAUGAUCGCGACCCAUGGCGGGAGGAUGGCUCUGACCCGUGGAGCGUCGGCGGCCUUCCUCGCGGCGGUGGCGGGAGUCUUUUCCGCAAGUUUCCUCGACGCCAUGCUGAUCAAUCUGGUGGCCCUGCUCCUGCCGACCUUCCAGUGGCGCCGCCUUUCCCAUUCAACUCUGAGGCUCCCGCUUUUUAUCCUGCUCAGGCUGGUGGCGCGGUUCCUCUUGCUGGAGCUUGCUCUGCUGGCCUUCCUGAUGCCCACGUUCGUUUUGAUAGCGCUACGAUCCUCCUCUGCGAGCGGGCCGGCGAAGAAGCUGUGCAUGCAGAAGCUGCUCAUGCAGAAGCUGUUCACGCAGAAGCUGUUCGCGCCGAAGCAGAAAGCUGUUCAUGCAGAGGCUGCUCAUGCAGAAGCCGUUCAUGCAGAAGCUGUUCAGGAUGCAGGCGUACCUCCUGUGUCUCUUCUUGUGCUCCUCCAAAUCAUGCUCGACAGGCGCCUGGAGGAGUUUGUGGAGUCUAUUGGCGUGUACCGUGGUGACCCGCGAGUGCCGCGCCCUCCUGGUGGCGGUGCUGCCCCUGCGCGUUCUUCGGAUGACGUUCCGCCUCGCGGGCCUGCCCGCGACGGUCCUGAUGGCCCUGCAGGUGCGGCUGCUUCCAUUCCGACAAAUGCCGUGGCUCUCCCAGGUGGUGGCCCGGAUAUUCCAGCCUCUUCGCUCACGCCGCGUGGGCAUAGACGAGCUUCGGCCUCUGAACUGGCUCGGCUUCAACACUUUCGGAGGGAAGUAAUUGGUAUUUGUCAUGAGGAGGCAGCAUUUUAUCGUACUCUUCCCCGCUCUGAGAACGGCUCUGGGCCUCCGUCGCGUGCUCGUCCUUUACCAAGAGAUAUGCUCUAUUGGGAUCUACGGCUUCAUGUCGGGGGAGUGGCUUCGGUGGUCUGGCCCUGAUUAGGGUCGGCACGGCCAGGUGGGUGCCUUGCGCGGGCGCCCCUGGUGAUGCUACAUACCCCAUAGUGCGGGACACAGGGGAGGGUGACUUGGUGGUUUGGCCCUUUUUUGGGUCGGCGCGGCCAGGUGGGCGCCCCGUGCGGGCGCCUCUGGUGACGCCCCAAAACCUGGCGGCUCAAGAGGACGAAGCUCGCUGCAAGCCCUGGGGGUGACAAGGC